GAGAGGAUAUGGAGCAGAGCAUCAGCUCACCAUCAAGCCAGAGCAAACAUCAAACCUAUGGGGCUAGUGCUGCAGUUUCCAGACCUCAUCACCUCUCAAUGCACUUAAAGGAAGAAGAGGAGGAGGAUUGGCCUGAUCCUCCACCAUGGCCUGAGCCAGAAGAGGAGCAGCCUAAAGGCAUGUGUGAUGUCAGCCUGUUGAGAUAUGGGGGACUUCCUGCUCCACCCCCUCACUAUCAAAUGAAUCAAACUAUGGCAAUCAUGGAACCACCCAUGCCUGUCUCAAAGCCUCACCAGUCCAUGCAUUCUUCUGCUGAUGCAAAGAGCAUAUCCUAUCUUCAAGUGCAGCACUCAUCCCCAAUGUCUCAUCCUGUUCCAGCUCACCCUAACCCGGGAUCUCCGCCAGCAGCCACAAGGCCAGGGUACAGCCCACCCGCUUCCAACCUCCAUCCUCAAAUAAACAUCUCAGAACAAGUCUAUAGAGGCCCAAAACCUACAAUAUCCAAGUUCAAUCACCCAGAUCCAAGUGAGUUUGCAAGACUUCGGAUUGCUUUGGAGAAUUUACUUCCAUCUGACACCACAGAACUCUUCAAGUACCAGAUUUUGGUGGAUCACUUGAGACUAGAAGAAGCUAAAUUAAUUGCGGAUGCUUACCUGAAUUCACCCACCCCCUAUACUGACACCAUGAGAGCCCUCUACAACAAAUUUGGCCAGCCUCACCAGCUAGCUUUAAAGAAGAUC
Molecule: messenger RNA, 740 nt
Organism: Oryzias melastigma (Indian medaka)
Lineage: Eukaryota; Metazoa; Chordata; Actinopteri; Beloniformes; Adrianichthyidae
Source: RefSeq, a predicted model, not a curated record